AUGCACGAAGAUCUACGCCGAAGAGCUCUCGAGAGCCACAAGACGGUGUCGAACAAGGCCAAAUCGAAACAUUCUUCCCGGGGCAGUUCUCGGGCCAAUUCCGCGGCCAAUUCUCGACCAGCAUCUCAAGUGCAGAGCCGAGAUGUCUCGGACGAGGAAGACGCUGGCAAUGGCAAUCUCAGCGACGAUACCAAUCAGAGCAUCAAUUCGAUCGACGCCCUUUUGGAAAGUGACGAUUUCAACGAACAGAGCACCGAGGUCCUUCGACAAGAAUUGACCGAUGCCAUUGCCGCUCUUUUGGAACGAAAAGGCAGCAGCAACAAAAGCCGGGAAGAUUCAUUGAGUACCUAUGUCAAAUGCCUCACAUCCCACUAUCUGGCCGAAGUCCUGUAUGGACGCGUGCCAGAGCUCCUUAUUGCAUUCGGCCGAAGCAUCAAGGCGGAGACGAGCGAGAAAGAAACCACACUAGCGUUAAAAGCCGUGGCACUGACCGCCAUUACAUUUGCGGACGGCACCCUAUAUGACACGAUAUCUGGGGUACUCAAACGAAGCAUCUCGGACUCUCAGUCACUGGCGGUCAAAGCAGCAGGUAUUUACUCGUUGGGCAUUUGUCUCUCUUCUGGCGGGGCAGGGGAAGAGGAAAUUGCAGAUGUCAUGACAUUGCUGCUUGAGAUCGCGUCGAGCGACGGCGCAUUCAUUGGGGCCGAUGACAACGCGGAAGUGGUGGCGGCUGCACUGAGCACUUACGGAUUCUUGGCCACUCAGAUCGAAGACAUGGAGGACGAGUCCGAGGACGCAGUGGCCACCUUUCUCGAUCAACUGGACGCCGACGAUGUGCGAGUGCAAGUGGCCGCCGGUGAUAACAUCGCGUUACUGUACGAGAAGAGCUAUACGCCCCGGGAAGAGGACGACAGCACUUCGUCCGAGGGAGAAGAGGAUGAGAAUGGAAUGGGACCGUCGGAUGAAUUGGGCGGAGGGCGGGACGACUCGGGCUUAGUGAAACGAUACAAUGCCUACCACAACACACAUGAAGUGGUGGAAAAAGUGACGGCACUGGCUUCGCUCAGUACCAAGUCGAUGCAUCGGCGGGACAAAAAGCUAUUGCAUCAGUCCUUUGCCAGGAUCGCGGUUACGGUGCAGAAUCCGAAGCUGGGGCUGCAGGCCAACAAUGCGUCCAAGAUGGUGGUCCGAAUCCAUCGCGAAGGAGAAAUGCGAGUGGACAAGUGGUGGAAGUUGAUGCGGUUAAAUGCAAUCCGACGGCUGUUAGGCGGAGGCUUCGUCAACCAUUAUUUCGAAGGCAACAAGCAAGUGUUGGAUGCGUUGCCAAUGCUGAUGCGCUCGACCGGGGAGGAUGGACUGCGGAGUCCUCGGAAAGGAGUGAGCACCAAGGCUGGCAAAGGACGGUAUCGAGACAGUCGGCGGUUUGUGACGGGGGAUUUCCUGUCGGCGGAAGGGUAG
Messenger RNA from Capronia epimyces CBS 606.96, 1458 nucleotides. RefSeq lists its product as uncharacterized. The record is from RefSeq and is a predicted model, not a curated record. The transcript is spliced from 2 exons. Bases 1 to 1458 code for a protein of 485 amino acids. Lineage: Eukaryota; Fungi; Ascomycota; Eurotiomycetes; Chaetothyriales; Herpotrichiellaceae.